AUGAGAAGAAAGGCACCGAAACAAGGGUAAGUAUUCCAUAUUUUCUUCUUACUUUAGGUGAUUUUCGGUACAGAAAGAUUCAGUAAAUGGUUCAUUCUUUAGAAAGCCCCCAAUCCUUCCCCCAUCCAAGACUGUUCGUUACCAUGUUGUUCAUGUUCCUUGGCAAGAACCUGAAUAUGUUGAAGAGCUUCUCUGGCGGAGGCAUGUGUACAACAAUGCAAUGAUAUCCAUCAAGAAGGUAUUUAAAGACGAGAUCAGGAGCAAAGAGGAACAAGGAAUGGGAAUUGAGGCUUUGAGGGAACAAGAACUUGUUGAACUUGAUGAAUUGAUUGCUCAGAACGAUGAGAGGAAUCGAAAAGCAGCUGAACAAAGGUAAAGGUUUUAUUUUUUGGUUAGUGUUUAGAUGUUAUUGACAGAAUAUAUUUUUUUUUCCAGAAAGAUUAGAGAUGCCGAAAGACAAGAAGAAAUCCGAAAAAUGGUGUUGAAGGAGAUGGAAGAAACGCUCAAUAAAGAAUAUGAAGAGGCGGAGAAGAGGACGAAGGAAGUCGCGGCCAUAAUUGUAAGUUGGCUCAAUUUGAAGUGCAUAACAUUGACCUAAUCUGAGCUUUUUCUGUUUAGGAACGUUCGGCCAAUUUCGUGAACAAGGAUAAUUUGGAUCAGAAGAUUCUUGAAGCCUUAGAGAAACCGAAAGUCUUCGAUUUCUGCAUCAAUCUCAAGGGAGAUAAGUACUAUGAUCCGGAGCCUGUCAAAUAUCAAACAGGUACCCCGACGAGACAAAAGGGACGAGUUUAUGACCGAACUUUGUUUUGGGAACAGCGAAGUCUAGCUGCUGAUGUCAAGAAAGAGGAGAAAGUGGGGAAAAUGGAUUUGGAUCAGAGUUCGUAA
Messenger RNA from Bursaphelenchus xylophilus (pine wood nematode), 885 nucleotides. Lineage: Eukaryota; Metazoa; Nematoda; Chromadorea; Rhabditida; Aphelenchoididae. The record is from the annotation of a GenBank genome assembly.